AUGGGUGACAUUAAUACUGUUUUCUUUGGAGAUUUGGUACAACUUCUUCUCGUUAGUCGAGAUGAUAAGCCUAUUGGGGAACCUAAAACAUUUUGUUUCUCAGGAAAGUAUCGUCUAAUUGAACCUGCGAGGCAGACUGAAGCUAUUUUUAUAAAAGUUUUGAACAAUGAACGUGUAUGCCAAUUCAAGACAUCUGUAAUUAAAUACGCCAACAGCAGAGCAGUAUUGAAAACUAUUCGAAAGCUAGUUAACACUGCAAAUUCAAAAGAUUUUGAAUUCACCCUAGGUGAAUCUCUAUUUUUCCUCGUGCAUGACACUUACAAUGGGGACUCAAAGAAUUCGGCUACUUGUGCACUGAAAGAAACCAGAUUACUACAAGAGAUUACUAGAAGCGUGCCAGGAACAAGCUAUAUAAAGUCGCUGUUUUCAACUGUAUCUGGCUUUGGCUCUAACAUUCAUAAAGCUCAAAAUGCAACUAUCAAAUCUGUUAUAAUGCAUUUGGAUAAUAUAACUCAUGGCCAGCUUUACGUAGCAAUGUUUCGUGUACGAAAGGAUGACAGUUUUUUUUUCUUUGAAUCAAACGCAAAUAUACCAGAAUUUUAA
Messenger RNA from Gilbertella persicaria, 603 nucleotides. RefSeq lists its product as uncharacterized. NCBI's taxonomy places the organism in Eukaryota, Fungi, Mucoromycota, Mucoromycetes, Mucorales, Choanephoraceae. The transcript is spliced from 4 exons. The coding region runs from base 1 to 603 and encodes 200 amino acids. The record is from RefSeq and is a predicted model, not a curated record.